AUGGCAGGCAAGGACCCAGAUCCACCGGAUGAUAGAGGAUCGUUCCCAGCAUGGAUGGCCAAUAGUGAGAACGACGGUAUCCUACGUAUACUUCUCCUGCGUGUAGUAUCCGAGGAUGACGACAAACGACCACCUCUUCCACAUAAUCCAUUUUUAAUUUCACGAUCUGUAGAAGCAAUCGUCGGUUACAGAAACCGCCACUUAGUCUCUGCAAUUAGAGAAGAGAAGGGAAAUCGAUAUGUUUUGAGAACCCAGUCACCCGAAAUCUACUCCAAACUUUGUAAAAUGACCCAUCUAUUAGACGCUGAACAAACUCGUGUUGAAGUUGUGGAUCACCCAACUUUCAGUUUCACGAAAGGUGUUGAAUACGAGCCUGAUACUAAGGACAUGAGCGACAACGAUCUCCUUAAAGAGUUGAGUCGGGAAGGUGUAACAGCUAUAAAACGAAUAACGACGAAAGAUAAGCAAUCUGGUGCCAUUAAAAACACGCCCCUUGUCGUCUUGACGUUCAAGGGAACCAAGAGACCUUCACACAUAUUAUUUGGUAUGCUUCGGAUUAGCGUUCGCCCAUACUACCCGUCUGUGCUACAGUGCCGCAGCUGUGCAGCCUACGGUCACACGCGUAAGCAUUGUUCGAGCGAAGCGGUGUGCUUCAAUUGUUCACAAAAACACACACUCGACAAUAACCAGGAAUGUCCGAACCCAGCAUACUGCUAUCAUUGCCAUUGUGAGGGAGCCCACUCGCCGAUCAGUAAAAGCUGUCCGGUCUUCCGAAAGGAGGAAGCAGUGGUUCGAAUCAAGGUCGAUAAAGGAUUGACAUACCGUGAAGCUCGCGAACAGAUUGAUAGAACUAGUCCCCAAAUUUCCUACUCGAGCCAAGUUCAAAACCGCCUAAACGAGCACUCUGACAAAGAUCGUGAAAUCCAGUUACUCCAUAAGGAAGUCGACAAGCUCCGAAAUCAGUUGAAAGAUUUCUCAUUGUUGAAAUCUCAGUUAGAGGCUCUGCAAACCGUGCACCAAGCAGCUCUUAGAACGAACCAAGAACUCGGAAAUAGUCAAGUUACCAACAAAUCAACCAACGAAAAACCGGAAGCACCUUCGAAGACUCGGAUAUCGCGAAAAGAUUCAGGAAAAAAAAGUUCUUGCAAUCAGCAAAAAGCAGCAGAAACCACCACCCAACAUGAUAACCAAACCCCUGUAAUCUCUCAUAGAUAUCCAAGUCGCAGCAUAAGCAGGAAACGAUUUCAAGAAUCCCCUCCAACCAAAUACGAUAGAGCACCAAAGAAAAUCCACCAGGAAAGUCCAGUCGAAGACGUUCGUAUACUAAGCUCUGAAGAACAACCCUCGGAUGAUGACUUUGAUGACUGA
Molecule: messenger RNA, 1368 nt
Organism: Uranotaenia lowii
Lineage: Eukaryota; Metazoa; Arthropoda; Insecta; Diptera; Culicidae
Exons: 1
Coding region: 1-1368 (455 amino acids)
Source: RefSeq, a predicted model, not a curated record